Messenger RNA from Dendronephthya gigantea, 934 nucleotides. RefSeq names its product probable ATP-dependent DNA helicase RecS. The record is from RefSeq and is a predicted model, not a curated record. NCBI's taxonomy places the organism in Eukaryota, Metazoa, Cnidaria, Anthozoa, Malacalcyonacea, Nephtheidae. The transcript is spliced from 3 exons. Gene Ontology annotation, cellular component: chromosome; nucleus; nucleoplasm. Gene Ontology annotation, biological process: double-strand break repair via homologous recombination; telomere maintenance. Bases 1 to 618 code for a protein of 205 amino acids. Gene Ontology annotation, molecular function: four-way junction helicase activity; 3'-5' DNA helicase activity; nucleic acid binding.
AUGGCGGAAUUUAUUGACGAUUGUGUUCGCUCUGCUGUUUUAAAACUUAACAAUUCUCGAAAAUCGAAACGAGAACUGGUUCUUAAACGCGAGCAGGAGAUAGCGGUUAAAGAUUUACUUCUUGGGAAGCAUGUUUUAGCCGUUCUCCCCACUGGUUAUGGGAAAAGCUUGAUUUUUACGUUGUUCUUGUUGGCGCAAGAAAAUAUGGCAAAAAUAAAUAAAACUGAACGCAGUAGCGUUCUUGUUAUUUCUCCUCUACGCAGUAUUAUAGAAGAUCAAAUAGCUGAGAUGCUUUCGAUGGACUUCUCAGCGGUGGAACUUUCGGAUAAAAACGUUUCAGAAGUCGUCAAGUCUCCACCGCAGUAUAUUUAUGCAAGCGCGGAAAGCGCAAUCAAUAAAGCUUUUCUUGAUUCGCUCAAGAACAGCAAUUCUGCGAUUCAUCGAUCCAUUGCUCUUAUUGUCGUGGACGAGUCUCAUACUGUGGAAACGUGGACGGGGAAAAGAAGUAAAAGAGGAUCAAGCAUCCAGAGUGAAGCAUUCAGAGAUGCUUAUGGCAAACUGGCAAUUCUGAGAUCAAUGUGUAAAGAACGAACACCUGUUUUAGCACUAACUGCAUGAGGUGACACAGAAGGUCAUUUGUUCCAAUUUGGCAAUAACUGAUGCAACAAAGUUGUUUGUCAGUCCAAAUCGAACAAAUUUGAGAUUUGACAUAAACAAGGUGCCAAAAACACUUAUGCUUUCCAAACUGGAUUGGAUUGCCAACAUGAUAAAACAAUAUAAUAUUGUCAUGCCAAAAACAAUUAUAUUUUGUGACACAAUCUAUGCUCUUGCCCAAGUAGUGAACUAUUUACAAAUGAAACUUGGCACAUAUGCAUUCUACCCAAACAGCUCAAAGAAGAGAGAGGACUGUUUGAUUGGCAUAUUUCAUUCAAUG